AUGGGGCGAUCUCUGGCAGAGAGCACGCGCGACUGGGCGGGGGAACGCGCCGAGGUCGCCGUCGCGUCGGAAGACACCCCACUGCUGUCGGGAAGGGGGUCGAGAUCGCGGCCGCACAUUUCCCCCAAAAGAUCGCCCCACCGCGGCCGCACCGCCUUCUCCCUCGCCGUCGUCACCCUCACUUCGUGUCUCGUAUUGACCGUGUCCUCCCAGAACCUUGGGAGGUUCUUCGCGUCGUCGCUGCUCGGGAAUAAAGACGCGGGCCCGGAAGUGGUCGAGACCGCGCACGAGAGCGUGCGUCGGAUGGAGAACUGCGGCGAUCACAACUCGUCGUGCUACGUCGGCGCCAACGCGCACGCCGUCUCCAAGGAGGAUGCGAAAGCAGAGAUGAAGUACGGCCAGCCCAAGGGGGGGUACAAACCCACGCCCGUGCGCGGGCAGACGCGGCUGGACGCGCUCGAGCCGCUGGACGUGAUCCGCCCGUACCCCGGGGGACCGCCCCUGAACGCGAAGCAGAUGCUCGGCUUCUUCAGGAACACGCGGCGGAGAGGGAAGGCGUACUCGCUGAAGUUUUACGAAAAAGACGGCGUCGUGCACUUCAUCUACUCCAACGUCUGCGCCGACGAAAAACGAUAUCAACGGCGCGGGGCGCAGCGCAAUCAACCGUGGCCGUCGUGGUGCAACCAUGACUACGUCGGCACGUACUUCGCGCGGACCACCGACGCGGGUGACGAGGAAUGGGUGCGCUGCACGAACAAAGUUCCCAUGAACCUCAACCCUACACGGCAUUGGGGUGUCGUUUAUCCUUACACGAUCGAUAUGUCGGAGGCAUCGCUACGCGCAGGGUGGAUCAGUUGCCCGGACAUUUUGAAGGACCCGUACCGCGCGAAGGAGACGCUCCCAGAGGGCGCGGCAUAUCGGCGCGAAGAUGGCUCCUGGGGCGUCGUCGGCGCGGACGCCGAGGAUGACACCGUGCGCUCCCCCGCGGAGGUAAAUCACGAGUAUAAGUACAAUAUCCUCGGGCUGCCCGUGCGCGUUGGGGGAGGCCGGUGCUGGACGAAAAUGCCGAUCGCGGUAGGCGGCGCGAAGCUCGCGUGCGGCGACCAAGGGUACGACUACACCGACGCGGGCGGCAACCUUAGACGCUACGUGACCCCGACUUGGGAGAACGGCAUGGAGUGGCGCCUGCUCACGCGCUCGCUCGAGGGCGAGAGCAACGCGUUUGAAAAGAACGCGGUUGAAUUCCUGGAUUUUGACGUUUCCCCGGCGUACCCUGGGGCGCUGUUUGUGGGCGGAUUGGACGCGUUGUACGCCAGUUACGAGCAGAGCACGGACAUUGAGGCGAAACCGCUGAUAAACUCGGACAAACGCUACGAUAAGGUUCGUCAACAUUCCUACGUGCUCGGCGGCGUCAGCUACGUCAUCAUGUGGGAGCCCGGAUGGGUCAAUCCAUAUGAGCGCGGCUCAGCGAACGUCACGGCGCCGCCCCUCCCCGGGGUUUCGUCCAAGCGUCUCAUCCUCGGGCGAUGGCGCGAGCCGCAGCUGCCGUGGUCUACUCCGAGAAACUUUGCACCCGCGGCGUAUAUCAAGAAGAAGCUGUCAGGGUACGAAUGGGACGCGCCGAGCCUUCCGCGCCCGAACACGACGGCCGACAUCGGUGACGGCUUCACGGUCGCCGCGUACGUGCGGAUGCGCCACUUUCGGCCGGUAUUUCAGAACUCGUCGUCGCCGCCAUCUACGAACGUGCUUGCCGCGGAAGAGGCGCAGUACGGACAUGACACGAACGGCUUAAAGUACGCCAGUCCCGUGUACAACGGGACGACUACGAUCGACUGGGAGAACUAUCACGUCGAGGUGAAGGGAGCGACCGUCGGUAACAUCCUGCACGUGGGCGUCGAGUUCGACCCGGCAAAGGAGCCGCUGCCCUCCGCGAUUGACCAUCUGCCGCCCGGUGCCAUUCCGGUCAAGGGCUUCUCGCUCUACGCGCACAGGGACGGCACACUCGUCCUCGCCGCGACGGACAAAGGGACGGGUAAAAUGAUUCCUACGCGGCCGUCGACGUCAGCAGCACCCGUAUCAGCGGGCAUGACGAUUGCGAGCGCGUUUGCGGACAACGAACCGACUGCUCUGACAAUCGCCGCGCCCGCGCGGGUUGCGAAAAUCUACACGCGCACGUUCUCCGACAGGACUUCGCUAAAAAUUGCGGUCAAAGAGUGUGGCAACAAGGGCUGCGAAGAUAUGAACUCAUGGGACGUGAGCAAGGUCACGGACAUGUCCUAUUUGUUUCAUCGCAUCUAUCCUAAGGUCGACAUCUCUGAGUGGGAUGUGAGCAGUGUCACCAACAUGGGGUACAUGUUCUCCUCCGCUUCUUUCAACGGCGACAUCUCCAAGUGGGACGUGAGCAAGGUCACGAACAUGGGGGGCAUGUUCUCCUCCGCUUCCUCUUUCAACGGCGACAUCUCCAAGUGGGACACGAGCAAGGUCACGAACAUGCAGAGCAUGUUCUUCAACGCCAAGGCUUUCAACGGCGACAUCUCCAAGUGGGACACGAGCAAGGUCACGAACAUGCAGAGCAUGUUCUUCAACGCCAAGGCUUUCAACGGCGACAUCUCCAAGUGGGACACGAGCAAGGUCACGAACAUGCAGAGCAUGUUCUCCUCCGCUUCCUCUUUCAACGGCGACAUCUCCAAUUGGGACGUGAGCAAGGUCACCAAGAUGGGGAGCAUGUUCUCCUCCGCUUCCGCUUUCAACGGCGACAUCUCCAAUUGGGACGUGAGCAAGGUCACCAACAUGGGGACAAUGUUCAAAGGCGCCAAGGCUUUCAACGGCGACAUCUCUGGAUGGGACGUGAGCAGUGUCACUAUAAUGACAUAUUUAUUCAGCUACGGAAGCUACGGCUACGGAAGCUCGAAUUUCGACCAAGACUUAUCGAAUUGGAAUCUUUGCAAGCUGACGAAAAAAUCCAUGCGUUCUUAUCAACUCUCGCAAUUUAAAGCGGGCAUAUCAAAUUUGAAGGAGGAGCACAAGCCCCGUCUCGGUCAUUGCGUUAUGUCAACAUUUUCCAACGGUGAUAUGCUCCGUCUCGCCGUUAAAUCGUGUCUCGCCAAAGACUCGGUGAAGGGCUGCGAGAAUAUGAACUCCUGGGAUGUGAGCAAGGUCACCGACAUGUAUCAAAUGUUCUAUGGUGCCUCUGCUUUCAAUGGCGACAUCUCCAAUUGGGACGUGAGCAGCGUCACGAACAUGAGAAACAUGUUCCAAUUCGCUUUCGCUUUCAACGGUGACAUCUCCAAGUGGGACACGAGCAAGGUCAUCCAAAUGGGGGGCAUGUUCUACUACGCCAAGGCUUUCAAGGGCGACAUCUCCAAGUGGGGCGUGAGCAAGGUCACCACCAUGAGGGUCAUGUUCCAAGGCGCCUCCGCUUUCAACGGCGACAUCUCCGAGUGGGACACGAGCAAGGUCACCACCAUGAGGAGCAUGUUCAUGAACGCCAAGGCUUUCAACGGCGACAUCUCCAAGUGGGACGUGAGCAAGGUCACCAACAUGGGGGACAUGUUCAACGGCGCCACGAAAUUCAAGCAAGACCUCUCCGAUUGGGUCAUGUGCAACGACGACGGCACGCUCACGCUCACGCUAAGGAACCGUAUGUUUGCCAAUGGCGUCAUGCCGGAGUCGUACAAACCGCGUCCGCUCGUGAGCUCGUGCGUGAAAUCGGACGCUUCUGUGGGCUUGUGCAAGACAAAACAAUCGAUCGACUCGGAGACCUGGCACUCCCUCGUCGUCGCGGUCUCGGCCACCUCGGUGGACUUGUACGUCGGCGGCGAAAAGAUGUGCACGGUGGAGACGCCGAACGGGUCUUACUUUGACGGGACCGAAGACAUACCCGUGUAUACGCAGUGCCGCGGGAACGAGUGCCGUGGGGGCGGCGACAAAUCACGGAGCCUCGCCGCCCCGCACUUGCCCGCCGCGGCGGUCACCGACGUGUACGACAUGCGCGUUCAGUUUGGAGCUGCGUCGAUCGAUCCCGCCGAUCUCGUGGCGGCUAUCGCCGCGCGAGCCGCGUUCGAGCCGCCCAACCCGGACGCGUGGAAGGCUCGUUGUCUGCCGGACGGGUGCGAAGAGCCGAACAUGUUCGUGAACCACGUCCCGAUUCCCCAGGGCAGAUGGACUCGCAUACCGGAUCCUCGCUCGUUGAAGCUCUACGGAUGCAAAGACGGCUCUUGCGCAGACCCUCACUGGUGUUGCGAGGGAAAGCACCUCGGUUGGAGAGGCGGACGGGAUAAAUUCGGGUAUCCCAAUUGCGCUAAACGCAAAUCCAUCAACCCUAUCACGAAGAAGUACGACAUCUGCUGCGACGGCCUCGAGCGCGAGUAUGAUCCCAAGAGGUACACCUCGAAGAGCGAGUUCGACGACAUCAAAGCGAAACGAGCUCAUAUGGUCGCGAGCGGCGAUUGCGCGGUGGACGCACCGGCUGGGUGCUUAUCCCAAAUACAUGAAGGGUUCGCCGGCGCGUGUCCUUUGCAAGACACAAAGGCUCUGAGGUGGGGAAACAAACAUACGAAGGGCGGGCAGUCCGGGUGGGGAGGCGGCUCGGAGUGGUCGACCUCAGGGGAAGACAUAACCGCGUCGUCGUACACCGAUUUCAAAGUCACCGCGGACGGAAACAUCCACUUCGCCUCUGGGGACGACGAUAAGCACCAUAUUCCGUGGGAUUACGACGGGAUGUUCGCUAUCCUCAGAGGCAAAACCGCAACGUGCGAGCUGACCGGGUUGUGCGGCGAGGAUUUCGAUAAGCGAUCCUACGCCGGCCGCUUCGAACUCGACGACGCCGGGUCGAUACCGAAGUGGCGGUCGCGAGACGUCAUACACGGCGCCAGAAUCUACAAGACAGGCGACCACGAGGACAUCGUCAUCCUUCACCCGAACAAGGUUUGGUUAACAGACCGAAAUGGAUGGGCGUUUGAUCGAGAGACGGACAGGGGCAAACUGUAUUCGUUCCGAAGCUGGCGCAAGGAAACCAAACACAAACCGGGCGCGUGGGUGGGAAGGGACGGCGUCGACGACGCCGAGAACCCCAUCGGACAGUAUGCCAUGCUCAGUGGAAGGAGCGUCACGCAUUACGGCGUCGCCGCCAAGGGGUGGGGGUUCGCGCAUCGGCGGUUCAUCGACGGUUCCAACACGUUGCAAAGCCCGUACAUGGACCUAGCGACGUCCCAGGCGAAGUCCCCGUGGUUGUGCUCGGACAUCCUUGGAGACAUGUUCUCGCCUGACGGCGGGUACACGUAUUACGCGGUGAUGCAGAUCGGGUACAACCCAGCGACGGAACCGGCGUGGCGGUGCCUAGACGAGGCUGGGGAGGGGGCGGACACCACGCACACGUACGAGAUCUUCGGUAUCCGCCGGCUCGUCACGGACGAGUGCAAGCCGCUCACGUCGCCAGCGACGCACUACGGGUUCGCCUCGUAUCUUGGCAACAUGUACGGGGUGGACACCAAAGUGACGAGCGCGGUGUCUCGGCGCGACGGCGAUUUCCUCCUCGGCGGGCAAAUGGGCGCCCUAAACGCGCUCGGGUCGAACACGUCUUUGGCUCACACGGAUUUGACCGAGGAGGCGUCUGGGUGCGCGGACACGAAGAAUCCCAUGCCUGGAAUUUUCAACGAAUCGACUGGGCAUCAGUGCAUGGCGCAAAUCUUAACACUCGAGGGCGCUGGGUGUGGAUACGACGGCGCCCCCGAGCUCUCGUGCGGCUCGCCCAAGUCCGUGUCCUACGUCGGAAGCAACGCCACGGAGCACAUGCGCAUAUCGAACGAAACCGGGACGCUGAUCAUCGCCGGCCCAGACGGUGUCCUCGGUUUGAACCACGAAGCGAACGCCGUGCUGUGGAACGCGUGCGCAAAGUGCGACGGUGGCGUUUCGAACCCCAAAUGCGCGCCUUUAUGCGGUUUACAUCCGGGUAAGAUCCGCGUGGCCAUCGGACCGAGAGGCCGAGUCGCGGCCGUGCUCGCGUUCGGAAGCGAACCUUGCCUCGUCAACAAUGGUUACAUAGUGUGCCCCGCCCGGACAUCUCCUACGCUCGUCGUCGUCUUGGACGUGAUCGGUGGUGGGAACGAAAUGGCUCGCCUCGAGGUGGAUCAUUUCAAGCAGGAAGGGAAGGUAGGGGAUGAUUUCCCGCUCGAUGUCGCCGUCUCCGACGUCGACGGAUUGAAUUCGGGGGUGUACGUCGGUGGAUUCAAACAAGCGAUGGUGCAUCACACGCCACCAGCGCCGGAAGCGCCGUACGAUCGGCUCACGCGAAUCGCGUUCUUGCGCAAGUUCGACGCAAACGUUCGCGCGGGCGAACGCGCGGAGUAUGCUUUGAGAUGGAGCACGUGGGACUACGCGGGGUCGGACCUGGACGAGCGCGACGGCUCGGACACGCAAAUCACGCAGAUGGUAUUGGAUCGCUCCGGCCGCCUCGUCGUCGGCGGCGAGACGAACGGCUUCGAGAAAGAAUCCCUCCACUUAUGCCUUCCUGGUUCACAUGCUCAGAUCAUCACCGCACACACCGUGUUUAUUCACGACGGCUCUAAACAGCUCGGCUCUCACGUCGUCGCUAACCGAAUCUCGAAGCGGCCGAAAGAAACAUUCAGGGGCACAAACCCUAACUCUGACCUCGGCGGGCUCGUCGACCAGCUCCACGCCAAGGUGGCGUACGUCGCGAUCGUGGACCCCGUCCUCGGCGUCGUCCUCAAAGGGCAGUUUCUCAUGUCGUCGCCGAUUGGAGGCAUGCUGGCUUGUCCGGACUACUCAAAGACCGCAGCCCCAUAUUACGCGGUUUACGGCGUCACGCUCAAGGCGCUCGACGUCGAUGGCAAGGGGAACAUCGUUUUCGGUGGCGAGAUGCCCGCCGGCGCGAUAAAAGACUUAGCUGUUCUAAAAACGAACAACCGCUUGAACAACAGAGAUUUUGAAGGCUCCGAUAAGAUGGCGUCGAAACCGUACAUUGCUAUCAUGGAUCCUAAUUUGAUCACCCGCCCGAAGUGGACGUACGUCCCCGGGAAGGCGUCAGGCAAGGUGACUGGCAUCGCCGGCGGCGUGUACUGCCCCGAUGACGUCUACCACUUUGGCGCGUGCACGUCCGCGUUGCUCGUGGAACAGCCUCCGUCGGAGAUCGAUUUUGGGAAAUCUGGCGCAUUUUAUACCACCGCGAACGCGCUGCAGGUGCGUUCUAUACACUGGUCCCCAUACGACCGCGUUGGCGUGGUGAACGCCGUUCCUUAA
Messenger RNA from Micromonas pusilla CCMP1545, 7257 nucleotides. RefSeq lists its product as uncharacterized. NCBI's taxonomy places the organism in Eukaryota, Viridiplantae, Chlorophyta, Mamiellophyceae, Mamiellales, Mamiellaceae. The record is from RefSeq and is a predicted model, not a curated record. The coding region runs from base 1 to 7257 and encodes 2418 amino acids. The transcript has a single exon.